AUGACUUCAUAUCAUCCAUAUCAUCCCCUCGAUAUUAACCUCUCUGGAAAGUAUGUGGAGAACAGUCUCAGUCCAUCUACACUCAUUAUAACUUUUGCGACAACAUGGGCUUUGCUACUCGGCGCAACACUCUUUGCCGUGAGAAGGUUCUAUCCUAGGCUCAGUAUAAAGGAUCAAGGACUCGUCCUCUGGUUCAUUUUGACGGGGUCAAUUCACAUAUUUUUCGAAGGAUACUUUGUCUACAACCAUGCUCGAAUGGCAAGCAGGACGGAUUUUUUUGGUCAGCUCUGGAAGGAGUAUGCUUUAUCCGAUUCGAGAUAUAUGUCCUCCAAUUCAUUUCUGCUGACCAUAGAGACGUGGACUGUCAUACUUUGGGGGCCGCUUUCUUACCUGACAGCUAUAUUCAUCACCACAAAUUCACAAUUCCGACAUGCGGUGCAAGCACUUGUCUCAACAGGGGAACUUUAUGGAAACCUGUUGUACCUCGUCACCAGUUUACUUGAUGAGCACGUUACUGGCAAGCGGUAUUAUCGACCGGAACCGUUAUACUUUUGGGUAUAUUUUGUAUUGAUGAACUCCAUUUGGUUGUUCGUUCCUGGCUUUGCUCUCUUCGACAGUAUCGUGGCCUCUGCGACAUCCUUCGAGUACUCAGAUCCCCCAAUUGAAAAACGCACGAAAAGAAACAAAGAUGAUGGAAGCAAAAAGGAAAAGGAAUAUCGCAAAGUUCCAGUCCCUCAAGAAUCCGACACCAGGUCAAGGAGAGGGAAGGCUAAAUCAUAUAAUGACGACUAUUCGGGUUAA
This is a messenger RNA of Sclerotinia sclerotiorum 1980 UF-70, 801 nucleotides long. RefSeq lists its product as hypothetical. Gene Ontology annotation, molecular function: cholestenol delta-isomerase activity; steroid Delta-isomerase activity; C-8 sterol isomerase activity. The transcript is spliced from 4 exons. Gene Ontology annotation, cellular component: membrane; endoplasmic reticulum. The coding region runs from base 1 to 801 and encodes 266 amino acids. NCBI's taxonomy places the organism in Eukaryota, Fungi, Ascomycota, Leotiomycetes, Helotiales, Sclerotiniaceae. Gene Ontology annotation, biological process: sterol biosynthetic process. The record is from RefSeq and is a predicted model, not a curated record.